Messenger RNA from Trichoderma virens Gv29-8, 1218 nucleotides. RefSeq lists its product as uncharacterized. Bases 1 to 1218 code for a protein of 405 amino acids. The record is from RefSeq and is a predicted model, not a curated record. The transcript is spliced from 3 exons. NCBI's taxonomy places the organism in Eukaryota, Fungi, Ascomycota, Sordariomycetes, Hypocreales, Hypocreaceae.
AUGGAAAUCGUCGUAUAUCAGUCGUCCUCGACGGCUGAUAUCAACAGCACUGCUUCCGCAUCUUCUUCGUCUCCUUCGUCCUCUGCCUCCUCUCCUGAUUCCUCUUCUGCCCCUUCUCCUAGUUCUUCUGUUUCUUCUGCUUCUGCUUCUUCUUCUGCUUCUUCUUCUUCUUCUUCGACAGCUUUAGCCAAAAAGCGAGCGCCAGCUCGAAUCGCCAAGGGGUCCAUCUACGGCAUUGCUCGCCAGUUUUGCGGAGAAGAACUCAUCGUCAGCCCCGUUCGAUGGACUAGCCGUCAACUCGAGCUCCUGAAAUGUUCGUUUGAAAGAGUUCUUCCUGAACCGUUGACACCAGCUGCAUAUGCAGUGACAGAAGCAGACUACUCUGAGGAGCGCAGUGGUACACGCCAUCUGAACCAGUUCUUCCACUACUACUACAAGUGCCCGAUGCGAGAACAGGGCAUCCGGCUGCUGGUGACUACCGACGGAUGCCCCUUGACUGCUUACGAUGCUAUCGGCCUCUAUUUCAAUGGCUUCAUUCUCAAGAGGCUGGAUUGUAAUAGUCUGUGCCUUCGAAGCUCCCUUCAUCCCGCAAUUCGGUAUAAACGGCCCAUUGCGGCCCUUAUUGACCGUGAGCACAUUGAGAUAAGGCGGAGGGAUUCGAUAGGCUACCGAUCCUCAAGUCGCAACCUCCCCAUCGUCCGCCUCUUCAACCACAAGUGGAAGAAAUUCUGCCCGCCUGAGCCAUUGAAUGAUCCAUAUAUUGUCGCACUCCUCAUUGGCGUGGCACAGCAGAAACGGAGACAUUACCAAGAAAUCAACUGCAAUAAAGAGACUUCAACGGGCAUGAUCUUUUCUCAAGUCUUGUGUACAUUAUACUCAAAGGGCGAAUGUGAGGUCAUGGAAGAGCAAGCCUACUUGGGCUGGCUGUAUCUCUACCAGGCUUAUAUCCCAUUGUCGCUUCUGGACAUGUUCGACAAUCCCAGGUUCGCGCCAUCAACAAUGCCGUCCGUCUCGGUUCAAAUCGUCACAAUACACUACAGCCCGCUGGCCACCUUGCGUGCUCGGAUUCUGGAGCUUGUGAUGCCGGAAAAGUUGGUCUCAGUAACCUAUGGUCUUUCAGCAGGAGGACAAAAGAGAAAAUACGACGGCGAAGGCGAUACUCAGCCGUCUUCGCGAGGAGCCCCUGCAGGAGCCCCCGCAGGAGCCCCCGCAGGAUGA